UAAAAAAAUAAAUCUGCGGUAAAGUAGAACAACAAAAUGAGCAAAACGAAUUCGCAAAGCGUGCGCGAAAAUUUUAGUAACGCGGUUUUUUUUAUUACAGGGGCCACAGGCUAUAUUGGAAAAUUGACUUUAGAGGAUAUUUUAAGAAAUUUGGAUGUAAAAAAGGUGUACAUUUUGGUAAGGGGUAAACGCGGAUUUAGUUCAGAAGAGAGAUUAAAAAGGUUACUUCAAAACCCAUUAUUCGAGAGAGUUCUUCUCAAAAACCCAGAAUGUUCUCGAAAAAUACACCUACUAGAGGGCGAUUUACUGAAAGAAAAUUUAGGAUUAUCAAGUGUCGACAUAAGCAAAAUACAAAAUGAAGUAGAAUAUUUUAUACACUGCGCUGCCACAGUAAAAUUUGACGAAAAACUACACAUUGCAACGCAGCUGAAUGUUAAAGCAACUAAAGAUUUGACUGAAAUAGCAAAAAAGGCGAAAAAAAUUAAGGCUUUGGUGCACAUUUCAACAGCUUAUUCAAACAGCCCUAUAAUAAAUGUGGAAGAAAAAGUUUAUACACCCUGUAUAUCUCCAGACUCGUUGUUAAAAAUAGUACAAAAUGAGGUUCCGGAUUAUAAAGAAAAAAGUAUUAUAGGAGAAUGGCCCAAUACAUACAGCUUCACAAAAAACAUAGCUGAAGCUGUUAUUCAAGAAGCAGCGAAAAAUAUACCGGUUUGUAUAGUAAGACCUUCCAUAGUUAUUUCAACUAUUGAAGAUCCAAUACCGGGUUUCAUCGAUAACAAAUAUGGCGCUGUGUCCGGUUAUCUGGCAAUAAGUUUGGGAUUUAUAAGAACAUUACAUGUAAACAAUUACGAUGUUAAACUUGAUAUGGUACCAGCGGACUUUGUAGCUAAUUCCAUAUUAGCUGCAGCAUGGAAUACAGCUAUACAACCUAAAUCCGAUGACGCAACUGUGUAUAAUUGUGUUAAUAACCAUGAUAACUAUUUGACGCUAAGACAUUGUGUAGAAGGUACUAUUUUGGAAAAUUCCAAAUGCCCCACUUCAAAACAAUUUUGGUAUCCAUUUCUAUUGCCAGUAAAAAGUAGAAAUUUAUACUUAUUUUUGGAUUUUUUGUUGCACCAUAUACCCUACUAUACUGUGGACUACAUUUUAUAUUUCCUGGGAAAGGAAACAAUAUUGUACAGUACAUACAAGGCAAUGGAACCGAUAAGAAACAUGUUCCCGUACUUUCUAAACAGAGAAUGGAACUUCGAAAACAAAAACUUCCGAAAUUUACACCAAAAAUUAUCAGUCACAGAAAAACGGAUAUUUAAUUUUAACAUGGGAUCUAUAAACUGGGACGAUUAUGCUUACUAUUUUCAUAGGGGGGCUAAGCAAUAUUUACUUAAGGAUACUGAACCCCUUGAAAACUCCAGGAAAAGAUUUAAGUUGUUGAAAAUAUUACAUUUUGGUGUUAUUGGAAUUAUGAUAAUGUUUUUGUUGUUUGGAAUUCUGUUUACUCUACAUAAGUGUUUUUAGGUAAAUUAUUUAUUUGCUAAUCUGGGACGACACCUUGAAAAUUCCAAGAAACGAUUUAAAUUUUGAUAUUGUUAUUAGGUUAUUUAAUAAAAUUAAUUAUUUAAUAAUCAC
Brassicogethes aeneus is the source of this 1626-nucleotide messenger RNA. NCBI's taxonomy places the organism in Eukaryota, Metazoa, Arthropoda, Insecta, Coleoptera, Nitidulidae. The record is from the annotation of a GenBank genome assembly.